UAAUGCCAAACCUCAAACCCAGUAGCUGCCUUCCUCAUGAUGCUUCCUAUUUCUCUGUCACAUAUAGUAGCUGUCCACUCCUCGUAUCCUCACGCCCGAAGCAGCAAUCCACCCUCUCCAAGUCCAAAGUUAAAGCAGCUGCAACUCCCCAUCUCCAAAGCUGAAGCAAGCAGAAACUUCGGUAGUUCGCCAUGUCGAACAUGAUGAUCAUCUUCUUCGGCCUCCUCUUUUCCCUGCAUGUAGGCGCGGAGGCGAAAGACACCAUCACAGCUGGGCUGGGACUAUCCGGCAAGGACACCCUUAUCUCCAGCAACGGCAAGUUCGCGCUUGGCUUCUUCCAACCGUUCAGUAAGUCCUCCUCACGCGAUGCUUCCAGCUGGUACCUAGGCAUAUGGUUCAACACCGUCCCAAAGUUCACUCCAGCAUGGGUUGCCAACGGAGAUAAGCCUGUCGUCAGCCCCACCUCGCCGGAGCUCGCAAUCUCCGACGAUGGAAACCUAGUCAUCAUAGACCAAACCACCAAGUCCAUCAUCUGGUCCACCCGAGCUAACACCACAGCAAACAGCACCAGGGCCAUGCUACUGAAAACCGGUAACCUUGUCCUGCAGAGCACCUCCAACUCUUCCCAGAUCUUGUGGCAGAGCUUUGAUUACCCAACCGAUACCCAUCUAGCCGGCGCAAAGCUUGGGCGGGACAAGGUCACCGGCCUGAACCGUCGUCUUGUUUCCAGGAAGAACUCGAUGGACCCUGCUCCCGGCAUGUACACUUACGAAAUGCACGAGAAGAAUGGCUCUGCCCGGUUCGGCCUUGCGGCGCACAACUCGUCCAUACCAUACUGGUCCAGCGGAGAAUGGAACGGCCACUUCUUUGGUUCUAUACCGGAGAUGUCAGGUCGCCAGUUGAUUGAUUUUACCUUCAUCAACAAUGAAAAGGAGGUGUACUUCACUUAUACCUUGCUAGAUGAAGCGACGAUUAUGCGCUUUUCCCUGAAUGUCUCCGGUCAAGUUAAGAUACUGUUGUGGGUCGAGCGUGCACAGGAGUGGGUAACAGCCUUCAGCAACCCCGAUGACCAAUGUAAUGUAUAUGGCGUUUGCGGACCUUUCACAACGUGUGGACAGAACAAGCUUCCUCACUGCAGUUGUAUGGAGGGCUUCUCCAUAAGAUCGCCUGAUGACUGGGAGCUAGAAGAUCGGACAGGUGGCUGCAUCAGGAAUACUCCAUUAGAUUGCGGUAUCAACAGCAACACCACAAGCAUGCAAGACCAGUUCUUCCCUAUGCCAUGUGUCUCUUUGCCCAACAAUGGCCACAAGAUACAAGAUGCUACGAGUGCAGCUGGAUGUGCAAAAGUUUGUCUGGGCAACUGCAAUUGCACUGCAUAUUCCUAUGGUAACAGAGGAUGCUUUGUUUGGGAUGGUAAAUUAACUAAUGUGAAACAACAACAAUGUGGUAAUGGCAAUAAUAACCAAGCUCCUCUUUAUCUUCGCCUUGCUGACAAAGAGGUGCAAAGGCUGAAAAGCAACAGACGGCGAAGAAUCAUUGGGAUUGUCAUCGGUGCAAGUUUUGCUUUAUUUGGCCUUUUGUCACUCCUUUUGCUACUGAUGAGUAGGAGGUUGUGUUCUCACAGGAUGAAAAAUCUUCAAGGUGGUGGUGGCAUUAUCAUGUUUAGGUACGCUGAUUUGCAACGUGCGACAAAUAACUUCUCUCAGAAGCUAGGGACAGGUGGUUUUGGUUCUGUAUUCAAGGGGUUUCUGAAUGAGUCUUCUGACAUAGCAGUUAAAAGGCUUGAUGGUGCUCGGCAAGGCGAGAAGCAAUUCAGAGCUGAAGUGAGAUCAAUUGGAACCAUUCAGCAUAUCAAUUUAGUUAAACUAAUUGGUUUCUGUACUGAGGGAGACAGGAGGUUGAUCGUCUACGAAUAUAUGCAGAAUCGUUCUCUUGAAGCUCAUUUAUUUCAAAGCAACGCUACAGGCUUGAAAUGGAGCAUCAGGUAUCAGAUUGCUCUCGGGGUAGCUAGAGGACUGGUCUAUUUGCAUGACAAUUGCCGGGAUUGCAUUAUACAUUGUGAUAUUAAGCCAGAGAACAUACUCCUUGAUGCAUCAUUCGUUCCAAAAAUCGCAGAUUUUGGACUGGCAAAGUUUCUUGGAAGGGAUUUUAGUCAAGCUCUCACUACAAUGAGAGGAACAAUAGGAUACCUUGCACCCGAAUGGCUCAGUGGAACUGUUAUUACAGCAAAAGUUGAUGUCUACAGCUAUGGCAUGGUUCUGUUGGAGAUUUUAUCAGGAAAGAGGAACUCGGGUAGACAAUGUACAACUGGUGAUGAUUACGACUAUUUCCCUGUGAAAGUCGCAAAUAAACUACUGGAGGGGGGUGUGGGGAGUUUAGUGGACGACAAACUACAUGGUGAUGUCAAUUUGGAGCAGGUGGAAAGAGCUUUCAAGGUUGCAUGUUGGUGUAUUCAAGAUGUUGAGUCUGAUCGACCCACAAUGGGUCAAGUUGUUCAAUACCUUGAAGGUUUUGUUGAAGUCGACAUACCCCCAAUGCCAAGGCUACUUCAAGUUAUUGCAGAGAAUGCACUAGCAAAAUCCGAUUGGUACCUGGAUCCAGUAUCACAAGAGGCGGGGAAACUUGAAGAUGUCGAAGGCAGCGCACAGCACCAGGUGGCUCAACCUUGACAUGAAGACAGGUUGAUGCAGUCAUGGAGUAGAGUUUCCCUUCAGUGAUUGUCUAAAUCCUGGAAUACAAGUGCCAACUUAGCAUGUGUUUUGUUAAACCGCUCUGUAUGAACUGAUAAAAGGAGCUUGCUUCUUCCUAGUAUUAAUUAUUUCUAUUAGGUUCUGUGACUCAA
Molecule: messenger RNA, 2842 nt
Organism: Lolium rigidum
Lineage: Eukaryota; Viridiplantae; Streptophyta; Magnoliopsida; Poales; Poaceae
Product: G-type lectin S-receptor-like serine/threonine-protein kinase At2g19130
Exons: 2
Coding region: 192-2669 (825 amino acids)
Biological process (GO): protein phosphorylation; recognition of pollen
Molecular function (GO): protein serine/threonine kinase activity; ATP binding
Source: RefSeq, a predicted model, not a curated record